Messenger RNA from Anisakis simplex (herring worm), 171 nucleotides. The record is from the annotation of a GenBank genome assembly. Lineage: Eukaryota; Metazoa; Nematoda; Chromadorea; Rhabditida; Anisakidae.
UCCCCUCCAAGGACGCAACAAGCUGUUACCGCUGGCAUGGGAGGAGGUGUCUAUGUUGGUCAACCGUGGUAUUAUGGUCGAUUGACACGGGACGAAAGUGAUGCGCAGUUGAAUGCUCGGGGUACUGAUGGCGAUUAUUUGGUUCGUGAUAGUGAAAGUAAUGUAAGUUAA